Molecule: messenger RNA, 2088 nt
Organism: Glycine soja
Lineage: Eukaryota; Viridiplantae; Streptophyta; Magnoliopsida; Fabales; Fabaceae
Exons: 7
Coding region: 124-1782 (552 amino acids)
Biological process (GO): polyamine transport
Cellular component (GO): periplasmic space
Molecular function (GO): polyamine binding
Source: RefSeq, a predicted model, not a curated record
GAGAAAAAAAUCAGUAUGCUUGGCGGAAACUGGAUGGAAAAAUCCAGUGAAAGUGGUAAACUUAUGGGGACUGGGCAUUUUGGUCGAAGUGCUGUGUAGAGGUUGGCCUUGAGUCUCUCAACAAUGGCCUUGUUGCUACAAACGCAUUACCCUCUCUCUCUACGCUCACCGCGUUGCCCUUAUCUCUUCCCUAACCCUUAUUAUCAUUCAUUUCUCAUUAUCCCCACCAAUCCCCUACCGCGAUUCAAUGCCGCCAUUACAUUCUCCGGUCACCGGACUCCGUCGCGCCCUUCGUCGGCGCCACCCGCAGCCUCCGCUUUCGAUCGCCACGCGCGUCCGGCAACGCCCCUUCUCAAGGCUUUUGCCCGCGCCGCCGUCUCCGCCCUGCUGUUUCUCUGCUUCGGCGUUCGCAUGUGCUUGGCCUCUUCGCCGCCGGCGCCGGCUCUGCCCACGGUUCAGGAGGAGCAAACUGUUCAAGAUGAUCAUGAUGGAAUAAAACAAGAUGACAAAGAAACUGUAGUAGAUAAGGAAUUAGAGGAAGCUUUUAAUGCCUGGAAAUCUAAAACAUUUGCAUUGACUGUUCCUCUGAAAGUUGUUGCUCUACGUGGCUCCAUACCUCCUUCAUGGAUCAAGGACUUCAUAAAUUCUCAAGGGAGGAGAAUGAAGUUUAACGUCAAGUAUUAUGCAAGUCUUGAGAACAUCUUUUCUGACCUAUCAAUUCCCUUUACCAAAGGAAAAAUUGGCCCAGCAUCUGCUUUGGCGGCUGAUAUUGUUGGUAUUGGUGAUUCAUGGGUCAAAUUUGCUAUUAACAAAGCUAUAAUUGAACCAAUAAGAGAUGUAGAAGAUCAGGAAUGGUUUAAAAGCUUAGAUGACAAAUGGAAGGUAUACCUACGCAGGAACCGUGAGGGAGAAAUGGAUCCUAAAGGUGAUAUAUGGGCUGCCCCAUAUCGAUGGGGCUGCAUGGUAAUAGCAUACAAGACAAAUAAAUUCCAAAAGCAUAAAUUGGCUCCGGUAGAGGACUGGGCAGAUCUGUGGCGGCCCGAUCUUGCAGGGAGGAUUUCAAUGGUUGAUUCUCCCCGAGAAGUUAUUGGAGCAGUUUUGAAGUAUAUGGGGGCUUCCUACAAUACAAAUGACAUCAACAUGGAAGUUAAUGGUGGGAGAGAUGCUGUUAAACAUAAUUUGGCUUUGCUUGCAAAACAGGUUCGACUGUUUGAUAGUUCAAACUAUUUAAAAGCUUUUGGAGUUGGAGACGUGUGGGUAGCUGUUGGAUGGAGUAGUGAUAUUAUUCCUGCUGCUAAGCGCAUGUCUAAUGUCGCUGUUGUUGUUCCAAAGUCCGGAGCGAGUUUAUGGGCAGAUCUUUGGGCAAUUCCUGCUGCCUCUAGGAUUCAAACAAAUCGGAUUGGUGGACGCAUCAGGGGACCAUCACCAUUAAUCCAUCAAUGGAUAGAGUUUUGUCUGCAAUCUGCAAGAGCACUCCCUUUUAAGCAGGAGGUGAUCCCAGGUGCCUCUCCCUCUCAUCUUCAAGGUCAUUCGGCCAAUGUGCCCGUGGAGUUAACCAAGGGUGGGCCGAGGCUAAAUGGCAACCUAGUUGAUGGAGCACCUCCACCAGACAUCUUAGAAAAGUGUGAGUUUCUAGAGCCAUUAUCUAAUUCAACAUUGUCAGAUUACCACUGGUUGCUUACCUCUAUCCAGGAACCUGGCCAUGGAUUGAUACACAAAAUGUAUCAGAAUAUCAUAUCAGUGGCUAAAUUUUCUGGGUGGUUUAAUUCAAAGCUUACUUGAGUCACUGUGCUGUGGAAUACAUAUCAAGGAUCCGUGGCUAAUAGUUUGAAUGACUAGAAACUUGAAAAGUUUGCUGAUGUAGUUUAACACUUGUGAAGGUCCAUUUUCUGUAUUACAAGGUUAAGAGAAGAGGCUGCGUUCAAGCCACAACAAUGCGAUCUGCAUGUAAGCUGUGUUGGUUCUGCCCUCCGUAUGGCUAAAAGUAACGAUUUUUUCUGUAAAUUCAUAUGAUAAAGGCUAUUUACGUACAAGUACAACAAGAUUAUUCAAUUUUUUAAAGGUUAGAGCUCGUCUUUUUGAAGGAAA